AUGAAUCGCAAGGAGCUGGUCAAGGAGCUCGAUGCCUUGCAAGACAGGUACAAGAUCCAAGAGAAGUAUGGCCGGUCGGUCCUGCCGGACUCCUAUUGCCCCAAUGGGCCUGCAGCUUUGCGUGCGGCCGAGGAGCGCCUGGCUGCACGGCUGCCGCCCUCGCGUGCCGAGAAGGCGCUGGAGGAGAUCGCCAGCGGGCAGGCGGCCUGGAAGAAGUUCCAGGAGCAAGCAGAUGCAGAUGAACAGAGCAAGGAGCUCCGCGGCCCCAAUGGGGUUGCCCAGCGCAAGGAUGGUUUGGACAUGUCGUUCCACCAGCUGCUGAACGACGCUUCGCGCAUGCGAACGCAGCUCAACGAGAUCGGCCUGCAGCUAAACCAGGGUGGCCGGGACCGAGCAGUGCAACACCUGCAGCAGAGCCGAGCAGUGCCGCGGAAUAUCCAGGAGGAGUUCCGGGAACAGCAGAAGGUACUGGUGGAGCAAAAGCGUAUGCUCGAGCAGCUGCGGCAUGAGCGCGAGGUUGCAGCAGGGGACCAGUUUUGGCUGCAUCGGAAGAACCGGCUGGAUCACGACGACAACGUGGCGGGCAAGCCAGGAGUGGACCCAGCAGUGCCGCCUGAAGAGCUUUUUGCGGCCCACCGGCAGUUGCGGGCGGACCCGGAGGCUGAACGAGUCUAUGGCUGGAGCGACCCUCACGUAGCUGUACCGCCGCAGGAUGGAUACGUAUAUGCGGAGAUAUUGCGAGUGUCACGACGGCAGCAGCCGGGUACCGUCGUGGAGCUUUGUAUCAUUGACAAGGCUGGUGUUACGUUGGCACGGAACUCUGCUGACUUUCCAGAUGAAGUUGGGGAGCGUUGCGCGCUUGGUGUUACAAUCCCGGCGAUAGCCGCUGGCAGUGCGACUGCCGAGGUAUGGAUAUUGGGGCCGACUUUGCAGAACAGUGUGGCGGUGCCCUUGUCGCAGCUCCCAGCAACCCGGGGAAGCCACAAGGAGUACAUCAUGGAGGGUGAAAAGCCCUUGACGGUGCACAUGGACCUCUCCAGUGUGAAGCCACAGGAUGAAAGAGGGAACCGGCUUCAAGCCACUAGGGUUGUGGAGAGUACGGCUGGGGUUUGUCCCACCUCAGAUCUCCCCAGCGCAUAUCCUCAGCUUCCUCCCUCCGAUGCCCACCGUCGCUCACAGAAGAAGGCUUGGGACAGUCAGGGACGCCCUGACUUCAUCCAUGGCGCGGAUGUAGCCUACAACUUGGCAGCCGAGUUGGAUCGCCGGACGCAAGCAGUUGCCUCGAGGAAGAAGGCACCACUACGGGCCCCUCCAAGGGCUCUUCCAAGGGAUACAGAGGUCACUCCUAGGGAGCGAUUUGAGUCACCGCGGCAGCCAGAAGAGGAGCAGCCGGUGAGAGGUGGCUUUUUCUCCGGCUGGGAAGAGCCAGAGCCGCAUGAGCAGGAUGAUGAGGCUACGGAUGACUUGGCCAGCCGCUCAUCGCAGCCCUCGAGACGAAGUGAGCCCAGAAGUGUUGACCCAGCGCGUGGCUUUGGUGAAAGAGGUCCUCGAGAGUACGAGGAUCGGGAUGCCAGCCUAACGCCUCGGCACGCGCCUCGCCACGGCGGAAAGCCGGCGCGCGGGCUGGAUGAGCUGGACUUUGCGACGGAGGACCACGCCGUUUCCUCGAGCUCAGCUUGGGAGCGCGCCAGCCAGAGGGAUGAGGCUGCCACGCCCCACUUUGAGAGCGAGAUAGACGGCUACAGGUAUGUUGAGAGCCACAACUUGACAAGACCAAAGAGUAAUCAGAGGAGCCACUCCCAGCCCGUGCCGAAGAAAAAGAAGAAAGUGCCGAGGCCAUAUUUCGAAUCUGAAGAGGCUACAGUGAGGCAGCCUCCCCGCGGGAGCUCGGAGCAUGCGGAGAACUGGGUUUGGCCCGACUUCCCCUUUGCUGCCUUUGGUGGAUUUGGGUCAUCCGUGGUCGAUGUGGAUGCUCCUGAAUACCAGGAGCCGGAGGUGGACGAGGGUGAUGCAGUUGGGGAAGUGGCUCAGCCAGAGGCGGAGCCGUCCAGCUUCCUUGCAAGCUUCGCGAUGCCCUUUGCAGCCUUCGCAGGUUUUGGCGAUGAGCCGAAGGCGGCGAAGAAGCCGCCGCCGCCUCCGAAGCCAAAGCCGAAGCCGAAGACAACCGAAGCCAAGGCGAAGGCGGAGCUGAAAAAGAUGACGAAAGUGGGCUGGCAGCCUUGGGCCACGAUCGCAGCGGAGGAUGCCAGCGAGCCUGCGGAUCUACGCAGCGUGGUAUUACCGUUGCGGCCACCUCAUAGCGCCCGCAAUUUGGACCAGCUGUACGCCAAGCUUUUACUUCGGCAAAAGGAUGGCAAACUUGGCAUGCCCAACAUCGGCCAGGACGUUUUGGAGUUGGCAGCCCGUGUGGCAAAGCUGGAGACCCUGGCGCCAAACCUUCAUCAGCAUGAGCAGGCGGAAGUCGGCGGAGCUCACGCAAGGAUGACUGCCUAUGCAGCACUGCUCUUGGAUUCAUUGCAAAAGUAUGAGAACAGUUCUGUCCUGGGCCUGUGGAUCGUAGAGGCCUUGACGACGCUUUUCCGGGCAGGGGACGCAUAUCAGCAGGCGGAGUUUUGCGUGCCCUUCUUCCGGGCCUUUGCUGGCGUGGCAUUGCGCUUUCAAGACGCGAACUCGCCCAACCUGCACAUGCGGGUGCUGCAAGGUCUUGCUGAAGUAGCAAGCCCGGACUGCAGAAUCUGCGAGCCCGGACUGAUCGAUUAUGUGAUUGAACAGCUGGACCAGCACAGGAACAAGCUGAACACGCUGACCGUGGAGCAUGCCUUGUCAAUCCUUUGCGUUCUGAAGUCCCCACAUCGCGUCAACGAGCAGAUCCGGCACUGCCUGCUGGUAUUGCGCGGCUUGAAAUCUGAGCAGUACCUCUGCACACGAGCCAUGGUCACCGCUGCCGAGCUCUAUGGCGUGGUGGAGAGGCUCAUUGCCAAGGAGCGUGCGGCCAGAGAAAGUGCCAGCAGCUACUAUGCCAGCUACACCAUGGACGACGAUGCGCAGGACCAAUUCGUGGCGGAUCUGGGGAUCCCGCCCGCUGGGGUGGAUGUGCGGCUGGUGGCCACGGUUAUGGACCUGUACCCCAACAACCGCAAGCUGGCGGGCGCGGCGCUGCGCACAUUUUCGGCCAUGGCCAAGAUGACCCGCAAGCAUUUGCAGGAUGUUUUGGCCGGCGAGGUGAGGCCGAUCUCAAACACGCUGCACGAGCACGCCAAAAGCCGCUCCGUAAACUUGCACGUCGCCGAGCUGAUGCACCUCGCGGCCACAAAGAGACCGGAAUUGAUCUCCGAUAGUUUGAUGAUGAUGGCCUGCAAGUCGCUGCGGAGUUCUACCCGGGACGCAGAAAUUGUGACUCACCUCCUGCUGUCCCUGGAAGUGUUCCUGGCGGCAUCGGCGGCAAACCAAAAGGGUGGAAUUGGGCCGGUGAACAUGUCACUUGCCCAAGCCCUUCCCUCCGACGUGCUGGUCAGAAUCGGCGACAUUCACCAUGCUGACUCUGGAGUCAUAGCACCUUUGUGCCACUGCAUUGACAUGCAAGCGACUGCAUCGCCUGAUUAUCGGGACGACUUCGUGAACGCUGGCGCAAUGGCGGUACCUCUGCGAGUUUUUGACGAGGCAGAAACGCAUUCUGCGGCAGCCUGCGCUGCCUCCGCGCAUGUGCUCAAGGAGUUGUUGAUCGAGUCCCGAAAGGCUACCAGCCAAUUUAUGGACGCAGGCGGCCCGCGGCUCAUCUUUAACGUGCUCAGCAAGCAGUGCGAGAGCGCUGCGGUGGUCCAAGCCGGCCUGGCCGCGCUGGCGGUGGCGGCCCAAUUUGUGCCAGUGCGCCGGGCCAUGAUCCACCCGCAGCUGCCGCACACGUUGACCACCUUGGACCAGCUCUUUCGUGUGGCGGACGCCCAUUUGGAAGCGCUGCCGGAUGUGCUGCCCUGGGCUUGCCUGGCGGCCGGCGCGCUCACAGAGUGCGAGCACGAGGAGAGUCAGGAGAUCAUGCGAAAGGCCAUCAACCUUGAUCAGCUCCAAGCCAUGCUCUCAAAGGUUCGCUCUGCUCACUACAACUUCAGCGGCGAUUUGGACUUCUGCCAGACGCUCAUUGAUACCGCCGCCAAGAGCCGUUUGUCCAACAAGGCCAUUCUGGCCAAAGAUGGCCAGCUGCUGAAAAUGCCGGCCGCGCGUGUGGACGCCCCGGGUGCCCCCAAGAGCUUUCAUGCUGAAACGGUCACCGUGGUCCCGGAGACGGAGAAAGUGCAGGGCGAUUGGCAUGCGCCCUUGGACAUCUUCGCCCCCUUGCGCAAGCUGGGUGUUGGAGCUGACCAGUUUGGCGCAGCCAUCACACACGAGCAGAUCGCAGUGCUUCAAGGUGUGGCCUCUGCGCCGGUCAAGGCGGACACCGCCAGCAAGUUCCUUCGUGCAGUGAGGGACGAAUUCAUGGAUGGCAAGAAGGGCUCCGUUGAAGGCUUCAUGGCUCGACGCGGUCCGCCGCAAGAAGGUGAAGACGGUGUGCUCUAUGAAGGUGACUACAUCCUUACCGUAGAUGAGCAGAGGGCACUGAGGCCUUUUAUUCAAAGAAUGCUGGACGCGCCAGACAAGAGCAAAGAGCUCCAAGAGAUACAGCAUCGUUGGAAUGUCAAGGCGGCAGAAGACCAACCCGAAGAGCAAGGCUUUUUCUCCGGCAUCUUCGGCGGGCCGACGCCCGAAGAAGCCGAGGCCAAGGCAACCGCGCCGAAGGCCAAGGCCAAGGCACCAACUCCACCGCCGCCAGCGGCGCCAUCGGCGCCAUCGGCGUCGGCCAGAGCUCAAGCCGUGGAUUCCGACUGA
Effrenium voratum is the source of this 4860-nucleotide messenger RNA. Lineage: Eukaryota; Dinophyceae; Suessiales; Symbiodiniaceae. The record is from the annotation of a GenBank genome assembly.